CGGGCAUGUGCCCUGACCAGGAAUCAGACAGUGACCUCCUAGUUCAUAGGUCGACGCUCAACCACUGAGCCAUGCCAGCCGGGCUAGCCCACUUUUUUCAAGUCCAUAUCUACUGAUCCACCCAGUCCCUGUGGCACCACUAACUGUCCUGCAUUCGUUCUCACUAAGCCCCACUCGCCUACACCAGCCCCGGAUGCCACUGCUCCAGCCUCAUCUCAUCACUCCUGCAGCCAUGGGGACUUUUCUUUCUGACUUGGAAACAGUCCAGACCUGCUCCCCUUUGUGCUCUGUCUGGGGCUUCACCCAGCUGUUCUCAUUAUCCUGAUCAGAAAUCACGUCAGACGGUGUUAUGUGAGCGUUGUCCGUCGCAGACCGUAAGCUCCGUGCGAGCAGAGGCUUUGUGCGUUGACUGGUGUACGCUCAGCUCCCGGCACAGGGCCUGGCCCAUGGCUUAUGGUGAGGGCUCUGGUGCUGACUGUAGACGUCACGUCCAAAAAUUGAACCUGCUGCAGGGCCAGCUCUCGGAGGCGUCACCCAGGUCUCUGGAAGAACCUGUAAAUGCUGACAAGGAAAAUGCAGGUCCUGGGCAGGCUGAGCAUGUGGGUCCGCAGGACCACGCUGGCCCAGCAGGGAAGGUGAGAGAAGGAAGCAGGCGUGAGGACUGGGACGCUGGCCAGCUCACUGGCCCUUGGGGGGAACCACUAUGUCCUGCCCAGCGGGUCAGGGCCACGUCUAAGUGGGAACGAUUUCUUUUGCCACUUGGAAGCUCACAUGUGGACACAGGGCCCCCAACACCCCUGCAGAGGGACCCCAGGCCAGCGGGGGCAGCACAGGCUGAGCAGGGGUCCCCCAGGGCUCAAACUACAAAAGACGGGGGCCUCAGGACACCCAGUCCGCUCCAGCUUCCUUGGGCCACACACACUCCUACAUCUGGGCCCAGGAGGCCCUUCGGGGAGACCCCUGAGCAGUGGGGUGCAGGCCCUCAGGCAGAGGGCGGGCACUUGGUCAAAGGGGCACAGGAGCCACGACCUGUGCGACUGUGUGACCUCUUUAACACUGGUGAGGACUUUGAUGAUGUUCUGUGAGCUGAGACUAGUAUGUUAUUAUGCAGAUGUGGUAGGUACCUGAGCCCUCCUCCCCUAGACCUGUGUCCCUGAACAGGGUUCCCUGAGGGCUUUAAUUAGGGCUGAGGAUUUAUGGGAACUAAGAACCGACAAUAAACAUGACUUUCAAACGGA
Myotis myotis is the source of this 1238-nucleotide messenger RNA. RefSeq names its product MRN complex interacting protein (gene MRNIP). Gene Ontology annotation, molecular function: chromatin binding. Gene Ontology annotation, biological process: mitotic G2 DNA damage checkpoint signaling. The record is from RefSeq and is a predicted model, not a curated record. The transcript is spliced from 4 exons. NCBI's taxonomy places the organism in Eukaryota, Metazoa, Chordata, Mammalia, Chiroptera, Vespertilionidae. The coding region runs from base 447 to 1085 and encodes 212 amino acids. Gene Ontology annotation, cellular component: nucleus.